CCGCCGCCCGCCGCCACCAUGGGGCUCUGGCCCGAGCCCGACGCGCGCCGCGGCAGCGACGCCCCUCCCGGCCGGCCCCGCCGCUGUCCCCGCUCCGUCUUCAGCAACAUUAAGGUGUUUGUGCUCUGCCAUGGCCUCCUGCAGCUGUGCCAGCUCCUGUACAGCGCCUACUUCAAGAGCAGCCUCACCACCAUCGAGAAGCGCUUUGGCCUCUCCAGUUCCUCCUCAGGUCUCAUCUCCAGCUUGAAUGAGAUCAGCAAUGCCAUCCUCAUCAUCUUUGUCAGCUACUUUGGCAGCAGGGUGCACCGUCCACGGCUGAUUGGCAUUGGGGGUCUCCUCCUAGCUUCGGGUGCCUUCAUCCUCACCCUCCCACACUUCCUGUCAGAGCCCUACCAGUACACCUUGGCCAGCGUUGGGAACAGCAGCCACUUCCAAGCUGAGCUCUGUCAGAAGCACUGGCAGGACCUGCCCCCUAGUAAGUGCCAUAGCACCACCCAGGACUCCCGGAAGGAGACCAGCAGCAUGUGGGGUCUCAUGGUGGUCGCCCAGCUGCUGGCAGGCGUCGGGACGGUGCCCAUUCAGCCAUUCGGAAUCUCCUAUGUGGAUGACUUCUCUGAGCCCAACAACUCACCCCUGUACAUCUCCAUCUUAUUUGCCAUCUCUGUGUUUGGACCGGCCUUCGGAUACCUGCUGGGCUCCGUCAUGCUGCAGAUCUUUGUGGACUAUGGCCGAGUGGACACAGCUGUGGUUAACCUGAGCCCUGGAGAUCCCCGGUGGAUUGGAGCAUGGUGGCUGGGACUGCUCAUCUCCUCAGCCUCCUUGGUUCUUACCUCUUUUCCCUUUUUUUUCUUUCCUCGAGCAAUGCUCAAGGAAGCGGAGAGGUCUCCUGCCAUAGUGGAUGAAGCAAGGAAGAUGGAUGAGGCCAAGCCAAGAAGCUCCCUGGUGGAUUUCAUUAAACGGUUUCCUCGCAUCUUCCUGAAGCUGCUGAUGAACCCACUCUUCAUGCUGGUGGUCCUGGCCCAGUGCACCUUCUCCUCGGUCAUUGCUGGCCUCUCCACAUUCCUCAACAAGUUUUUGGAGAAGCAGUAUGGUGCCUCCGCAGCCUAUGCCAACUUCCUCAUCGGUGCCGUGAACCUCCCAGCUGCAGCACUUGGAAUGCUGUUCGGAGGAAUCCUCAUGAAGCGUUUUGUUUUCUCUCUGCAAACCAUUCCCCGCGUGGCUGCCACCAUCAUCACCAUCUCCAUGAUUCUCUGCGCCCCUCUCUUCUUCAUGGGAUGCGCCACCCCCACGGUAGCGGAGGUCUAUCCCCCCAGGACAUCAAGUCCUAUACAUCCGCAGCCUCCUGCCUGCCGCAGGCACUGCUCGUGCCCAGACUCCAUCUUCCACCCAGUGUGUGGAGACAACGGAGUAGAGUACCUCUCGCCGUGCCACGCCGGCUGCAGCAAAAUCAACGUCACCUCCAUAGCCUCCAAGCAGCUGACUUAUCUGAACUGCAGCUGUGUGACCGGGGCGUCUGCUUCAGCCAAGACGGGAUCGUGCCCCAUCCCCUGUGCCCACUUCCUGCUCCCAGCCAUCUUCCUCAUCUCCUUCGUGGCCCUCAUAGCCUGCAUCUCGCACAACCCACUCUACAUGAUGGUUCUGCGUGUGGUGAACCAGGAAGAAAAGUCAUUUGCCAUUGGGGUACAGUUCUUGCUGAUGCGCCUGCUGGCCUGGCUGCCGUCUCCAGCCCUCUACGGCCUCACCAUCGACUACUCCUGCAUCAAGUGGAACUUUCAGUGCUCAGGGAGGCGCGGGGCCUGUGCCUACUAUGACAAUGAUGCUCUCCGAGACAGGUACCUGGGCCUGCAGGUGGGCUACAAGGCGCUGGGUGCGCUGCUGCUCCUAUUCAUCAGCUGGCGGGUGAAGAAGAGCAAGGAGUACAAUGUGCAGGAGAAGGCUGCGGGCCUCAUCUGACCCCUGACCCUCGGCCCAGCCACUGCCCUGCUCCAGAAAGUGGACCCUGCCCCUCCACACCUGCCUGUAUUUACUAAUGUUAACACAUCAUUUCCGUUUAGUUUUUUAAAUAAGAGAAAACCCCAGGCAGCAUUUGCCCUCCCUGCCUCCUAUGCCCCCCUCCCCCCCCAGGAUUCCUUAGGUCCACUGUGUACCUGGGCUGGAUGGGGACUGAGCUGGAAAGCUAGGUCUUCCCUGGCUCCGUGGGAGGCACCCCCAUGUGCCCAGGCGCUCCUCAGUGCUGGGUCCCCCAGCAAGGAUGCCCACUGAGGCAGCCUUCCUCCCCCACCCCCCUGCUGCCACCGCCCCAGCCUUGUGGGUGGGUUGGUUUCCUAAGUAGAGAGAGCAAAGGGGUAUCUUCCCAGAGGAAAAAAGGAGAGCGCUGGGUUAUGGUUAAUGGCCAGAGGCAGGCUAGGGGAGGGAGAGCCUGGCUGUAGCCCCCUUUGUGCCUCAGUUCAGCAUCAGAACCCAGGAAGGACUGACCUCCUUCCACUCAGAUCUUUGCUUCCUGCCCCAAAAGGCCAUUUUGGAAGCUGCCAUGUUGGGAAGUAGGGCCAACUGGUCCCCUCAGUUACCCCACACUCAGGCACCAGAGCAGGGACCAAGACACCCCAAGGGCAGGUCAUCCAGAAGUUGUUCCUGUUAACUCUAGAUCCUUCUGAGCUAAGAAAGCUGCACUGUGGUGAAGACCUGAGGAGGGCUGUGAAGUGGUCAAUAGCCCAACCUCCCACAACCUCCAUGUGAGAAUGAGACCACUCAACUCAGAGUGUUGGGAAAACCCUCCCCAAGUUGCCUUGGGAGCAGAUGAGGUGGCCACACGUGGGCAUCCCUGUCUGGAUGGACUUCACCCUGUGUGCCAAAAAGACAGGUGGUCCAAGAUGUCAGCAGAGCAAGUGCUGAAGCUGAGAGGGUACCAAGGGCAGCCAAGCUGGAUGGUGAGCUGCAGCCCACAAGAGAGGCCAGUGUGGUCAGCUUCCCUGGCUCCAGACACGCCUGUAUUCAUCAAAAAGAUCUCACCUCUUCUCACUGCCCCUCCUGGGGCCUGGGUUGAACGACCUCACUGUUGUGUGGUGAAGGUUGAGAGACGUCUGCAAAGGAGGCCUUUCAUCAACAAAUAUUAUAUUUAUCGCAGACCAGCUUUGUGCAAGGCAGCACUAGUACAUGGCUCUCCACUGAGCUUGCCUACGAUCUCCCUCACCUCCCUCCGUCCACACUGGGCCUUCUCCCAGAGUGUGUUCAGUAGGCAGCAGCAGGGAGGCACAGCACAAACCCAGAGAUUGUCAACAGGAUCUUGACCAUCUAUGUCCCACCAGAUGGCCCCUGCACUUGGCCCUUUGCCAGACAAAGACCUGGCUCACUGUGUCCUCUGGAGCAGCUAGGAACUGGUUAUGGCUAUACACGGCUCUCUUGAGUUCCAGUCCUCUUGGAAGAACCCUCCAGAAGCAUAUCAGAAGCCAUCUCUGGAAAGGGGUCCUAUGGUGGUAAGCCAAAAAAAUGUAUGCCAGUGGCCAAACUGCCAUGAGACCGAAGUCUUUGUGAAAGCCACUGCUGCACAUGGCCUUGUUUCCAGAGCCACCAUGCUUAUUUCCAAAGAUCUCACUCAGGAAGGGAGAGGCUCCGUGCAACCUCAGGGGCCAGUUUCAGCAUUUAAGUUGGUUCUGCUUGGAAAAUGAUUCCCGGAAACUAAUCCUGGUCCUUCUCUCUGUGAUUUAACCAAAUCCUGGAGGCACUGCCCUUCAGCUGAGCUCACGAACAAUGAGUGCCAACCUGCAGAUCUUGGAAGAUUGGUUGCCCUCCCAAGGCUUUAUUCUAUUGUGAUAUUGCUAUUAAUAUAUUAUAAUUUUGCUACUGA
Molecule: messenger RNA, 3844 nt
Organism: Nyctereutes procyonoides (raccoon dog)
Lineage: Eukaryota; Metazoa; Chordata; Mammalia; Carnivora; Canidae
Gene: SLCO2A1
Product: solute carrier organic anion transporter family member 2A1
Exons: 14
Coding region: 19-1953 (644 amino acids)
Biological process (GO): prostaglandin transport; transmembrane transport; sodium-independent organic anion transport
Cellular component (GO): membrane
Molecular function (GO): prostaglandin transmembrane transporter activity; protein binding
Source: RefSeq, a predicted model, not a curated record